AUGAUCAAAUUCAUAUCCCUGAUUCUCCUCCUCCUCUUGAGUGAGUAAGGUCUUUGGUCUCUGUCUCUCUGUUUCUUUCCUGGAUUUUAAUAUGGCUGAUGUUGACGGUAGUGGAAUGAAGAAGGAAGACGGCGGCGAGGUCAAUCCUGGUAUGGAGGGCCCCAACGCAAUGUACGUAAAGCUGAUAGCCUCUGACGGCCAUGAAUUUAUCAUCAAGAGAGACCACGCACUUACUUCAGGGACCGUUAAAGCUUUACUCAGCGGGCCAGGUCAGUUUGAGGAAUCUGAAAGCAACGAAGUUAAUUUUAGAGAAAUACCGUCACACAUAUUAGCUAAAGUCUGCCAGUAUUUCACGUACAAGGUUCGUUAUACUAACAGCAGCACUGAGAUACCAGAGUUCCCCAUUGCAAGAGAGAUUGCUCUGGAGCUACUGAUGGCAGCUAACUUCCUUGACUGCUAGAGACUAAUACACAUACAAGAGACUCAUUAUUAUAUUAUUAAUACUAUUAUUAUUAUUAUUAUUAUUAUUAUUAAUACUAUUAUUAUUAUUAUUAUUAUUAUUAUUAAUACUAUUAUUAUUAUUAUUAUUAUUAUUAUUAUUAUUAUUAUUAUUAUGCACAGUAUUUUGGUGUUUAUGUGAGUCUUGUACUUGCGUUCUUUUUUUGUGUUAGAAGUGAAUGGAGUUGAGAGAGCACAUGUAUAUGUACUUACGAUUUUCUUUCCUUUAUAGUAUCGGGACCAUUUUUGUGUUUUAUUCAUUCAUUUGUCGUCCAGUUUUUGUUAUUAUUAUAAUUCCUUCUUAUCCUAUCUUAAGAACAUGA
Molecule: messenger RNA, 821 nt
Organism: Amphimedon queenslandica
Lineage: Eukaryota; Metazoa; Porifera; Demospongiae; Haplosclerida; Niphatidae
Product: transcription elongation factor B polypeptide 1
Exons: 3
Coding region: 92-460 (122 amino acids)
Biological process (GO): ubiquitin-dependent protein catabolic process
Source: RefSeq, a predicted model, not a curated record